AUGAAGAGCAACAACAGCCUUUUGGUCCUCUCGAAUAUUCUUUCACACCUUUCAUCAUCAGAAACAACAACACAAAUUCAACAACAACAUCAAGCAAAAUAUGCUUCCGACGAACAUGAUGACAAACACAGUGCUCAUGACGGAAUCAAUAAGCAAUUUAUAGAGGAAAUUUUUGAAUCUGGAGAAGACUCACAACGACAAUUAAAAGAAUGGAUCAAGGGAGUCUAUGAAUUGGAAAAAUCAGGAAAAGAUUCAUUGAUGGCUCAAUCAUCGGGAAUGAAUAAAUUAUUGGUGGAUGGAUUUGAUGAAGAACAAAUAUGGAGUCAAUUGGAAACAUUUCAUAAACCUCUUCUCAAGCAACUUUCAAAUAAUAUUGAAAACAAAUUACAAUCUUUGGAGAGUAUUGUGCCCGAACAUGUUUUGGAAUACUUAUUAGAAGAUGAUUCGGAUGACGACGAAAAUGAAGAUGGAAUGAAUGACCAAGAAAUUGACGAAAGAGCUCUGCGGCGAGCCAUGGCCAAUGAUGAUGAUGACGAAGAAGACGAUGAAAAUAAUUUUGACGAAGAAAAUGAUGGGUCAGAUGAUCAUCACACCUCGAAAAAGAGUCUCACAAAACCCUCAUCUAUUCACGAUGAAAGAUAUUAUAUUGCAGAUAAAUCGGAGGCGGAAACGGAGGAAGACAUUAACAAAUUUCUCGAAGUAUUGGAACAAGAUAUGGAUAAGUUGGAUGAGAUGGAUUAUGACAUGAAUGAACAAUUAUUAACUAAUAAGGAAUUGAGGAAGGCUUUUGGAGAGCUGUAUGGAGAGGAAGAUGAGGACGACGAAGAUGAUGAAGAGUACAAUGAUGAAGAGGAUGAGAGUAAUGAAUCCAAAACUCUCAAAACACCAUUCGAACUCGAGCAAGAACGAUUGCUAGCCAAAAUGGAAAAAUUAGAAGAAAGGCACGUUGCAGAUAAGGAAUGGCAAGAAAUUGGUGAAGUCGAUGCAAAGAAAAGACCAAAGAACUCUCUCGUCGAGGAAGGAAAAUUGACAUUUGAACAUGCACACAAGGCCAAGCCAGUCAUUUCCGAAGAAGUGACCAGAGAUUUAGAAAGCAUUAUCAUUAGUCGAAUUGUGAGUGGAAUUUUUGACGAUCCUGUAAAACCAGAAGAGAGCGACAAGAACGAAGAUUUAAAACAAGACGUGCAAUUGGAACAUGAAAAAUCCAAAAAAUCUCUGGCGCAAAUUUAUGAAGAAAUGUAUCUCAAAAAAGUUGAAGGAGUUGACAUUGAGGAAGAAAAGAAAGAGGAUCCAGUGGUUAAGGCAACCAAGCAAAAAAUUCUCAAACAAGUUUCAGAUCUUCUCCAAGUACUCAAUCAAAUGUCGACCUUCACCUACGUGGCUCCACCUCGAAUUGAUCUUGAAGAUGAAUCAGAAUUGAAGAGCGUGACAAAUCUCGUGACUGGAAAGGAAGAGGGUGAGAAGAAUGCUCACGAAAUUCUUCCCGCUGUGAAAUGGUUACCACAAGCCAAGGAAGAAAUGUCAGAACAAGAUAAGAAACGAAAGAGAAGACAAAUCAAAGAAAUGACCAGUAAGAAGAGUAAGAAGGCUCAGGAAUUGGUUGAGAAAUUAAAUCCUGGUGCCUCUGCUCAUGCAGCCAAGCUCAUGGAUGACAUUGACAAGAAGAAGGAAAAUGCCAAGAAAGAAAAGGCUACCAAACUCGAAGAUGCCUCUGCUGUUGGCUCAGACAAGAUGUUUGGCAGUUCGAAACAAUUCUUCAACAAGAUUCAAGAAAAUAUUCGAAAAAUUCAUGGAGCUAAGGAAGCUAAAAAGGAAAAGAACGGCCUUGUGAGUCGAAAUUCUUCAUCUGCUUCUAAUGAAUAA
Messenger RNA from Naegleria fowleri, 1863 nucleotides. RefSeq lists its product as uncharacterized. The transcript is spliced from 2 exons. The record is from RefSeq and is a predicted model, not a curated record. Gene Ontology annotation, biological process: rRNA processing. Bases 1 to 1863 code for a protein of 620 amino acids. NCBI's taxonomy places the organism in Eukaryota, Heterolobosea, Eutetramitea, Acrasida, Naegleriidae. Gene Ontology annotation, cellular component: nucleus; small-subunit processome; Mpp10 complex.